GGAGCCGUUCAUGGUUUGGCUGGUGGGACGUCUGGCAAGGCUGGCAGGACUGGAGCCGACCAGAUCCAUGGCAGCGAGAAGACAGUGAUCCCUGGGCCCAGGGCAGGGCGACCGCCAGCGCAGCCGCUGGCACGUACGUCACCCUGUGGCCAGGCGUCGAGGAGACGAGAGGGGCCGAGAGCGCCCCGCAGGCCCCCCCGCUCCCACGGUGGGGAGCGCCGACGACCUGGGCGACGGCGGGGUCACAGGCGGCCGCGGCGCAGGAGGUGGCCACUCAGACGUUCGAGCCGCCCGCGCCGCCGGCUCCACCGGCGCCAGCUGCGCCGCCCGCGCAGUCGGUCGGGACAGCGGCGCCAUGGGCACCGCCGGCGGAGCUCGCAGGCACGGCGCCGGCCGCGGCGGCCCUAGCGGCCGAGGCGGCGAGCGCGGCCUCGGCGGCGCAGCCCUGGGGCGGGGCGUCGGCCGCCGCUUCCUGGCAUCCGCCUCCGCCGGCGCCGGCCGGGGGCGUCCGUGGCGACAACCAGGGCCCGCAGCAGUGGCAGGGCUUCGACAGGCUCGACACGUGGGUGCUGAGCAUUCAGAGGUGGUCGAGAAGGACGGCACUUUCCUCAGAAGCCCAUGCUGGUCGAGUUGUGGAUGAGCUUCCAGUCGAACUCCAGGAGAAGCUGAUGCACAUCCAAGAGGACCUGGACCGUCCUGGAGGUCUGGAGGUGCUGAUAGGCUACCUGAAGCAGGCUCGAGGAGACCGAGAGGACGACCAGUCCAAGAAGGCCUUCGAGCGAGCGCUGGAGAACACGGAGAUGCGCAGUGGCGAAACUCUGACUCAGUUCGUCAUUCGCAGAGACAUGGAGGUGCGAGAAGCACGCAAGUUCGGCCUGGACCUCCCAGAGAGGGUUCAGGUCGAACAACUGAAGGCAGGAGCUCGGCUAAGCGAACAGAACAUGAUAAACUUGUUGUCCAUCUCACAGGGCCGCGAGGAUCUGGACUCAGUGAAGAAGGCCCUCAUGAGGAUGGACGUGCGACGCAAGCCAGACGCCACCCGGAGGCAGGGCAAGACCUUCGCGGCGGCCGACGAGGAGGACGACUACGGCGAGGACGACGACAUGUCCGACCUCGUGCUCGUCGAGUUCUGGGAGGACUCCAUCCUGGACAUCGUCGACGCCGAGGCGGUGUACGCGGCGGUGGAGUCCCAGGACCUCGACGAGGGGCAGCUGGCGAGCGUCGUCGCGGCCGUGCUGGACGAGAAGCGCGAGAAGGAAGGUCGUCCGAGGCGGUGGGCCGAGGCGAAGGACCUGAAGCGAGCGAUGGCGAGGGACCGGGAGUUCUUCGACAGCAAGCGGGCCGGGAAGAAGCCAGCUCCUCGUGUAGGAGUUGGAAAGCAGAAGCUAAGCAUUGAGAAGCUCAAGGUGAUUCAGAGGCUGUGCGGCUCGAUGAGGGGGAUCCCCGACUCGUGGCUGAUGCAUGAGGACGUGGAGCCCUCCGGCAUGAUCGACACGGCUGCAGGCCAGGCGCUGGUGGGUGACAAGCGGCUCGAGCGCCUCGUGAAUGACUAUGCUAAGCGGGGCAGUGCGGACAUCAUCGGGGAAGCCCUCAUCCCGAUCACCGCUAUCCCGAACAAGUGCGUGCUGAUCCAGUUCAAGAUCAUCUCCGGCGAGGUUCCCCUGCUGCUGCCGGUGAAGUGGCUGGAGUCCGUGGGAGCGAAGAUCGACCUGGGGCGCGACCGCAUCCAGCUGGACGACGUGACGCUGCCGAUGCACCGUGAGAGCUCGGGGCACCGCAUCAUGAGCCUGCUCGGCAGUCUUCCCCCUCGCCGUUUUGAGGUGGACGCGUCGGCUGCCGAGGACUGGCCCGGUCUCGAGGCCAAG
Messenger RNA from Prorocentrum cordatum, 1865 nucleotides. Lineage: Eukaryota; Dinophyceae; Prorocentrales; Prorocentraceae. The record is from the annotation of a GenBank genome assembly.